AGAGACUUCUGAGGAGAAGAGUUCAGCUGCUGACAACUCGGGCAAGAAGAAAUAGAUGAAGAAGCAAGGAAACGACGACACCGCCUUCAUCCCUCUGUCUUCUCCUACAGGGAGCGGCAGCCUGCAGAUCUACCAUGACUACCAGAAAGGGGGUUUUACGAUGUAUCCUGGUAAUGGCCAUGCCACAGAGAAUGGUUCCCACAAUCAGAGAGACAAGGUUGCCACCAAGAUGCCAGACUACGUUUCCAAAAGUCAAGACCAAAAGUACCAAGACGAGAGUGUGACCAGGAACUCCAUGUGGGUGAUGGAGUCGAGCAGCCAGGCCUACUGGGUGCCGGAGGACAACUCCACAGACCCACACGAGACCCUGACCGAGACCUCAACUCUGACCUUUGUAGACGCCCACACCAUGGAGGAUUUAACAGAGAACCACAGUCUCCACGGGAUGGGAAUGGUUUACCUCAAGGAGUUUGUCCUGAUAGAUGAUGACGAUGAUGGGGACAUGUCGCUAAGAGAGAAAACAGUCACAGACUUGACCGUCAUGGAUGGGAAAGCUGCUGACCUGGUGUGCGGGAGGCUGUUGUCCACCUCGACCGGCUCGUUGUCAGAGUGUAAAGAGGAAUCAGCGGCUCCUGAGGCCCCACCCUCCAAGGAAGUUAAGACUGGACAUGAAACGAGACGCUGCUGUUUCUGCACCCUCUUAUGACCCUGCAGCAGGUCCCAGGUUUGGAAUUCGCUGCAGCUUUUGUUUCAGAGACCAGGACUGGGAAGCCAUCCAUGAGGCACUCUGAGCACUCAUCAAACAUGCUGAGAUUUAUUUUAAACAGCCAUUAUUAUUAUUAUAUUAUAAGAUUUUCAUCUCAAACCUCAGCCAGUGAUGGUUUAUUCAGACUAGCUCCUCAUGUGAAUAUGAACUGUGCAGUAUGUGUGCUGAGAGGUGUAAUGCUAUGUGUUGAAUUUAAAUUAACAGAACAUGAUCAUGUCAGAUAAGAUAACAAUCUUUUUCAAGUUUUGCAUUUGCACAUGUCGAACCUCUAUGAUAAAACAUUUGGUACUGAAAAAAUGCAUGUUCAUGUAAUAUUUGAUCUGAAUAACGGACUGUGAUUUCAUUGAAGGUCUUGACAGA
Molecule: messenger RNA, 1126 nt
Organism: Limanda limanda (common dab)
Lineage: Eukaryota; Metazoa; Chordata; Actinopteri; Pleuronectiformes; Pleuronectidae
Exons: 2
Coding region: 56-706 (216 amino acids)
Source: RefSeq, a predicted model, not a curated record